Molecule: messenger RNA, 441 nt
Organism: Puccinia triticina
Lineage: Eukaryota; Fungi; Basidiomycota; Pucciniomycetes; Pucciniales; Pucciniaceae
Exons: 3
Coding region: 1-441 (146 amino acids)
Biological process (GO): microtubule-based movement
Cellular component (GO): cytoplasm; cytoplasmic dynein complex
Molecular function (GO): dynein intermediate chain binding
Source: RefSeq, a predicted model, not a curated record
AUGAUGGCUCAGACGACGCCGCCGAGUUCGAUGGGAACUGCCAAGCCGGGCACGACUGAGGGCGCGGGACCAUCUCAGACGACGCCGAGCACGACAGCGACAGUGACGACGACGGCGAGUGUGGCCGGGCCGCCGGAAGUUGAAUCGACGAUACAGCGGCUUUCCGAACACCGGAACGUGCGUGGGGUGAUCAUCCUCAAUCGCGACGGCGUAGUUAUCCGCUCCUCCGGCCCCGUCUUCCAGGGUAACGACGGUGCUGUUGUCCUCCGUCGGUACGCCUCCGAAGCCUACAAGAUUGUCGACGCCGUAGGAAGCUCUGUCGAUCGCAUGGAACUCGACGACCAACUGAGGUUUCUCAGAAUCAGAACUCAACAGCACGAAUUGCUCAUCAGCCCUGAGCCCAAAUUUACUCUGGUCGUCAUCCAAGACCCAAACAAAUAA